This is a messenger RNA of Sabethes cyaneus, 1614 nucleotides long. RefSeq lists its product as uncharacterized. Bases 1 to 1614 code for a protein of 537 amino acids. The transcript is spliced from 2 exons. The record is from RefSeq and is a predicted model, not a curated record. Lineage: Eukaryota; Metazoa; Arthropoda; Insecta; Diptera; Culicidae.
AUGUCAUUGAAUCAACGUAUGGAGGAGAUGAAUAAGAAACGGUUGUGUCGAAAUUGCUUGUCCGCUGGACAUUUUGCUGAGAAUUGUUCCCGAGGUUCCUGUAUACGAUGCGGCAGAAAGCAUCACACCCUCCUACAUCACGAAAACGGAGUAAGCGUAUCUAGUGCAACAAAACCAUUCGUUCCAAAAGCGCAAGGUAGACCACCGACAGCAGGCCCACAACCACAACAACCGCAACACAAGCCACACGGUCAGACACAAACCACACUCACUCAAACACCAACAGAACAAAAAGCCACUACAUCAUAUCCAGCUGUAAGCACAACCCCUCUUAACACUCACCCACGAAACACCACAGAACAUCACACAACAACUACUCUUGAAGCCGUCGCUCAAGUUCCGUCAUGUCAAGUUCUCAUCUCCACUGCCAUUGUGCGGGUGGAAGAUCAAUUUGGCAAUAUUUCGUUCGCUAGAACUUUGCUGGAUUCGUGUUCCGAACUCUGUUACAUGACCAGUAAAUUUUCGAAGAGACUAAAGCUCAGGGAAUCACCCGCAUUCCUGCAAGUACAAGGCAUCGGCAAUGGUAGCACUUCAGCUACUAAGUGCGUUGAAGCAAACAUCCAGCCACGUCAUCCCUCAAUUUCAUCGUUUGCGGAAAAUAUGAAGUUCUACGUUUUACCAAAGAUUACCAACGCUAUACCGAUAAGCUCAGUUGAGAUCGAUCCUGGUCACCUUCCCCAAGAAAUGGUAUUGGCGGAUCCAUCGUACGGAAAACCCGGAUCAGUCGAUAUGAUCAUUGGAGCUGAAAUAUACUUUGACUUGCUCACUGCCGGGAAGAAAAAGUUGAGUGAAGACGGCCCAACUCUCCAAGAAACCGUAUUCGGUUGGGUGAUAUCAGGACGAGUUCCUAAGCAAGUUUCUCCGCGUACAUGGACCUUCGUUAGUUCAACUGUGGAUCUUCAAGAGUUGAUCGCCAAGUUUUGGGAAUUAGAGACCUGUUAUGUGACCAGUACUCAUUCCGUGGAAGAGACCGCAUGUGAAGAACUGUUCGAGCGAACUACCGUGCGUGACGCUGAAGGUAGAUUCGUCAAAUUAGGAGAAUCGAAAGCUAUUGCACUGAAACGGUUCUCGAGCCUGGAGAAAAGGUUAGAUGCGAAUCAUGAGCUGAAGGCGAUGUACAAGGAGUUUAUUCACGAGUAUCAGCUGAUGGGUCAUAUGAAGGAAGCACGCGACGAUCCUUAUCAGGAGCCCAUUUACUACAUGCCUCAUCAUGCCGUGUUGAAGCCAGACAGCACAACGACAAAACUUCGUGUUGUUUUCGACGGGUCGUGUCGCACAUCGACUGGAGUCUCCCUAAAUGAUGCGUUAAUGGUAGGCCCAGUGGUUCAGGAUGACCUGUUUUCAAUCAUCACCCGUUUUCGUUUGCAUCGCCUUGCUCUUGUCGCGGACGUUGCAAAAAUGUAUCGAAUGGUACAAGUUCAACCUUCUGAUCGGCAUUUGCAGCGAAUUCUCUGGAGAGAUUCAUCCGAAGAUCCAGUGAAGUCAUUUGAGCUCACAACCGUUACCUACGGCACUGCAUCUGCGCCGUCGCGACAAAAUGUCUCUCAACGCUAG